CACUCUUUGAAUCUGGGGUGUGCAGGGUCCCCUAAUUUGACUCAGUGAAGUACCUGCUCCUUGACUCUGAGGUUUCCUGCUGAUCUCCCAGAAAAUGAUAGCGUCUGGCAGAAGGCAAAAGACACCUCUCUGCCUCCCCAAGAGUCCCUUUUCUUCGUGGAGCUUCGUUGGGAUCAUUUUGGUGGCUCUAGUGCUCCUGUUACCCACAUCUUUCGGGAUUUCUUGUGACCCUCCUCCUGCAAUCAAAAAUGGUCAUACUAGUUAUGUUUCUGUCCCUGUACCUAUUAAUACUGUCGUGAGGUACAGGUGUUUGCCUAACUACCGCCUCAUUGGAGAAAGAAGCCUUCUUUGUAUUAGUAGAGACCAAGUGAAAGGAACCUGGGAUAAAGAUGCUCCUAUAUGUGAAUAUUUCAACAGGCGGUCUACUUGCCCCGAGCCCAUAGUACCAGGGGGACACAAAACUAAAAUAUCUAGGCCACCAUACAGACAUGGUGAUUCUGUGACAUUUACCUGUAACACCAACUUCACCAUGAAAGGAAACCAGACCGUUUGGUGCCGAGCAAAUACAAAAUGGGGACCAACACCACUACCAGUCUGUGAGAGGGUAUGUCAGCCACCUCCAGAAAUCCUGCAUGGUGAGCACACCCUCAUUGACAAGGCCAGCUUCUCCCCUGGGCAGGAAGUGUUCUACAGCUGUGAGCCUGGCUAUGACCUCAGAGGGGCUGCCUCUCUGCUCUGUACACCCCAGGGGGACUGGAGCCCCGCAGCGCCCAGAUGUGUGGUGAAAUCAUGUGCCGACUUCCUGGACCAGCUUCCUAAUGGCCGCGUGCUCCUUCCACUUAAUCUCGAGCUGGGGGCAAAAGUGUCCUUCGUUUGUGAUGAGGGAUUCCACCUAAAAGGCAGUUCUGCUAGUCAUUGUGUCUUGGCCGGAAUGGAAAGCCUUUGGAAUAGCAGUGUCCCUGUGUGUGAACUUCUCAUAUAUCUUCAUGACAACAACUGCUACUUCAUAUACUAUAGGUCUUCCACAAAACACAGAACAUGUAUAUUCACUAUCAGGGGAAAAGGAAGCCUUGUAUUCGAUUGCAGUGCAAAGCCAGGAAACAAUGUUGGCCCCUUUGUCCCUGGAUUGUCUGUGAAUUACCACUGUGAACCAGGUUACUUGCUUGUUGGAGAAAAAACCAUUCAUUGUUUGUCUUCAGGAGACUGGAGUGCUGUCAUUCCAAAAUGUGAAGAGGCACAGUGUGCACCUCCAAGACCAUUACUUAACGGGAAGAUAAAGGAGCCUCCGAAUCCUCAGGUUGACGUAACUGUGAGCUUUUCCUGUAAUGAAGGGUAUAGAUUAGAAGGCCCAACUUCUAGUCAGUGUGUAAUUGUUGGACAGAGUGCUUUAUGGACCAGGAUACCAGUGUGUAAAGAAAUUCUUUGCCCACCACCUCCUUCUAUUCUCAAUGGAAGACAUACAGGCAACCCUUCAAUGAACAUUCCAUAUGGGAGCACAGUCACUUACACCUGUGACCCGGGACCAGAGGAAGGAGUGGACUUCAUCCUGACUGGGGAGAGCACGAUCCGUUGUACCAAUGAUAGUCAGCAGACUGGGACCUGGAGUGGCCCUGCCCCAUGCUGCAAACUUUCUAUUUCUGGGAUUCAGUGUCCACCUCCCCAGAUCCUUAGUGGCCAAAUACUGUCUGGGCAGAAAGAUCAAUAUUCAUAUAACAACACUGUGGUAUUUGCUUGCUCAUUUGGCUUCACCUUGAAAGGUAGGAAGGAAAUACGAUGUAAUGGCCAAGGCAUCUGGGAGCCAUCCCCACCAGUCUGUGAAAAGGAGUGCCAAGCUCCUCCUAAAAUCCUCAACGGGCACAAGGAAGAUAGACACAGAAUCCUCUUCAAACCUGGAACAUCUAUAAAAUAUAGAUGUGACCCUGGCUAUGUGCUGGUGGGAGAAGAAUCCAUACUUUGUAUCUCUGUGGGGGUGUGGACACUCACUGCCCCCAAAUGCAAAGUGGCAGAGUGUGAACCUAUAGGAAAACAUCUCUAUAGAAAACCCCAGGCUCAAUUUAUUAGACCAGAUGUUAAUUCUUCUUGCGAUGAAGGGUACCGGUUAGGUGAGAGUGUUUAUCAGCUUUGUCAAGGCAUGAUUCCUUGGUUUAUGGAGAUUCAUCUUUGUAAAGAAAUCACCUGUCCAUCGCCCCCUGUUAUCUACAAUGGGAGACACACAGGCAGUUCCUCAGAAGACAUGCUGUAUGGAACCACAGUCACAUAUACGUGUGACCCUGGGCCUGAGAAAGGAGUGGAAUUCAGCCUCAUUGGAGAAAACACCAUCCACUGUAUAAGCAACAGUGAAGAGAGAGGCACAUGGAGUGGCCCUGCUCCUCUGUGUAAACUUUCCCUCCCUGCUGUUUGGUGCUCAUAUGCCAGCAUUGCAAAUGGACACAAGAUAUCUGGCAAGGAAGCCCCAUAUUUCUACAAUGACAGUGUGACAUUCAAGUGUGAUGAUGGAUUUACUUUGAAGGGCAGCAGUCAGAUUCGUUGCAAAGCCAAUAACACCUGGGAUCCUGAAAUACCCAUGUGUGAAAAAGACUGCCAGCCACCUUCUGGGCUCCUCCAUGGUCAGCACACAGGUGGAAACAGGGUCCUCUUUGUCUCUGGGAUGACUGUAGACUACACCUGUGACCCUGGCUACUUGCUUGUGGGCAACAAAUCCAUUCAGUGUAUGUCUUCAGGAAAUUGGAGUCCUUCUGCCCCUCAGUGUGAAGGGACUUUCAAGGCACCAUGUCAGCCUGUGGGAGAAGAUGUUCAAGAGCUUCCAGGUGAUUUCCCUGUGAUUCCAGUUAAUACAUCCUGUCAUGACGGGUGAAAAUGUAUUAUAAUCUCUCUCUGGUACCAGCUGACUGGACAUUCUUAUCGGAAGUGUCAAGAUGGUGAGAAUGGGGUAUGGUUCCAAAAGAUUCCACACUGUAAAGCUAUUCACUGCCCACCUCCACCAGUGACUGACAAUGGGAGGCACAUCGGUGUGAUGGCAGAACACUUCCUGUAUGGAACUGAAAUCUCUUAUGAAUGUGACCAAGGAUUCUCUCUUCUGGGAGAGAAAACUGUACGAUGCAUAAGUGAUUCUAAAGGACAUGGAUCUUGGAAUAGACCACCCCCACAGUGCUUAAAACCUCAUCCUGUGACCCAUUGCUCUAACCCAGAAGUCAAACAUGGAUACAUACUUAAUAAAACUCACUCAUCAUAUUCCCACAAUCACAUUGUAUAUGUUGCCUGCAACCCCACCUUCAUCAUGAAUGGCAGUGAGCUGAUUAGGUGUCAUACCAAUAACAAAUGUCCAGGUGUACCAACUUGUAUCAAAAUGGCCCUCAUAGGAUGUCAACCUCCAUUUAAGAUCCCCAAUGGGAAUCACACUGGUGGAGAUACAGCUCGAUUUUCUGAUGGAAUGUCAGUCCUGUACAGCUGUGACGAAGGCUACCUGCUGGUGGGAGGUGCACGCCUUUAUUGCACACAUGAGGGAACCUGGAGUCACCCUGCCCCUUUUUGUAAAGAGGUAAACUGUAGCUUCCCAGAGUAUAUGAAUGGAAUGCAGAAGGGGCUGGAGUCUGAAAAAAAGUAUCAGUAUGGUGCAAUUGUUACUUUGGAGUGUGAAGAAGGGUAUACCCUGGAAGGCAGUCCCCAGAGCCAAUGCCAGGAGGAUCAUGGAGGGAACCCUCCCCUGGAUGUUUGCAGAUCACAAGGCUCACUUGCUCCUCUUCUUUGUGGUUUUUCUGCAGGUUUUGUGGUUCUUAUCUGCCUGGUUAGUGUCACCUUAUGUUUGAUAUUGAAACACGGAAAACACAAUUGUUAUACAAAUACAAACCCUAGAGAAGGAGAUCUUUAUUUGAAAAUAUGGGAAGUAUAUUCUAUUGAUCUACACAACUCAGCAAGCUAACCAGAAGAUAAACAGUCUCAAGGAGAACAAAGUCUGCUUGAUGAUAGAGAUGGAG
This is a messenger RNA of Phyllostomus hastatus (greater spear-nosed bat), 3974 nucleotides long. RefSeq names its product complement receptor type 2-like. Lineage: Eukaryota; Metazoa; Chordata; Mammalia; Chiroptera; Phyllostomidae. Gene Ontology annotation, biological process: negative regulation of complement activation, classical pathway. The record is from RefSeq and is a predicted model, not a curated record.